Molecule: messenger RNA, 1480 nt
Organism: Exaiptasia diaphana
Lineage: Eukaryota; Metazoa; Cnidaria; Anthozoa; Actiniaria; Aiptasiidae
Product: tripartite motif-containing protein 45-like
Exons: 1
Biological process (GO): positive regulation of DNA-templated transcription
Cellular component (GO): nucleoplasm; chromatin
Molecular function (GO): ubiquitin-protein transferase activity; zinc ion binding
Source: RefSeq, a predicted model, not a curated record
UGUGAAAAUUGUACAAGCAAAGAUGCCUCUAAAGGAAGAUGCUUUGAAUGUUGCAAGUUCAUGUGCGACUUUUGCUUGAAAACCCACCAGCGUUUCCUGGAAACCAGAGACCACAAGAUCAUGACACUUGAAGAAGUCAAGAAACAAGGUGCUCCAGCCAUGACACAACAAGUUAAAUGUGAGAAACACAAAGGCGAAGUCAAAAAACUUUACUGUGAAUCCUGUCAGCAGUUGAUUUGUCGUGACUGCACCAUCAUCGACCAUCGUGAUCACAAGUUUCAGUUCAUAGAUGAAGUGGCUGAAAGACAUGUCAAAAAUCUCAAAUCAGAUAUACAGAGCGCUUCAGCAAUGAAAUAUCGUAUCCAGAAAUCAUUGGAGGAAAUAAAAGCGACCAAAUCAAAUAUAAACGCCAAAGCUGUACAAAUAAAAAAGGAUGUCGAUAAGGCAAUAAAUCAGAAAAUUCAAAUUUUGGAACAGCAACGAAAAAGUCUUAAGAAAGAGGUUGAGGCAAAGACAAAUGCUAAAGUUAAAAACCUCGAAAAGCAAGAGAAUGGCCUUCUAACAAAGAUGAAAAAUUUGAAAAGUGCAAUUGAUUUUACAGAAAACCCUCUAAGAAGCACAAACGUGAAUAUUUUGUCAUUGUCAUCAGAAGCCGGUUGUCGAUUGAAAUCAUUAACCCGCAUCAAGUUCAAAGGCCAACCUUGUGAAAAAGAUACAUUGGGUUUUCAAGAUGAUGACCAGAGAUUUCAGAACAUUGUGAAAACUAUGAUGAAUGUUUUUGAAGCCCCGGCUGAUCCUGAUAUUGGUCUUAUGGGCUAACUUGUAUAGUCAUCCAUUUGGAAAUUGCUUUCCCGGUGUUAAUAGUUAUCCAAACAAUUAAAGAAAGCAUUUAUUUUUCACGGUAGGCAAGAGUAAUUGUACUAGACCAUUGUAUCAAAUGACGAAAUUUCAAACAAAAGUAACAAAAAGUUACACACGCAAUAGAAAAAUUGGAUAAGGACUAAUAUUUUCCAAAAUAUGACAUUAAAAACAACUUUACUGCAGAUCUAAAAAAAAAAAAAAAUAGUAAAGCCGGACAAUUCGUCCCUGCCUUCCCCCAUAAGACCUUCCAUAAUGUCAAAAAGAUUGUGAAAAGAAUGAAUCCAGUUUAUUGUCAAACAUUUUAAGAAGUUGUAACACGUUAAUAAUAUUUGAUGCGGUCUCCCUGUUCCGUUCAUGGAGAUACCCGGAAAUACGUCAUUACAAUUUAGAUUAUGCAUCUUUCCUGGAAUUAUCUUAAAAAUGUAUGUACCAAGCACAGUUCGAUAAAGAAAGACUUUAACUUCGAAUGAUAAGAAAAUCAAGAAAAAACUGUAAUUAAAGUCUUGUCAACUAAUUAACCUGCAGUAAGUAUUAGAUAUAGAUGUAUAUUCUAGUGAUACCUUAUCAGCCAUAGGCGUCAGAUAUUCAUAUAGCGUUGAAAAAUAAGUUUGAGUUUAUC